Molecule: messenger RNA, 7187 nt
Organism: Salvelinus fontinalis (brook trout)
Lineage: Eukaryota; Metazoa; Chordata; Actinopteri; Salmoniformes; Salmonidae
Gene: pgap1
Product: post-GPI attachment to proteins inositol deacylase 1
Exons: 26
Coding region: 117-3248 (1043 amino acids)
Biological process (GO): GPI anchor metabolic process; endoplasmic reticulum to Golgi vesicle-mediated transport
Cellular component (GO): endoplasmic reticulum
Molecular function (GO): phosphatidylinositol deacylase activity
Source: RefSeq, a predicted model, not a curated record
UAUAGAAUCCACAGAGGAAGCAGACGAUCAGGUUUAACAGUCUCUCUGUGAAAGGAAAAAAAGGAAAAAUGGAAACAGUAUACCUGUAAAUAGACAAAAUCCGAAAGACAGUAGAAAUGAGAGUCGCCACUGUGGCCUUUUACGGGUGUGCACUGGGUCUUCUGGCGAUGGGCCUGCGAGAAAUGUUUUCGGGAUUUGAAGAGAAUAGGUGCACAAUGACCUAUAUGUUCGAGUACCCCGAGUACCGGCGUAUUGCCCUGCCCCGACGCGUGGCCCGCCAGUAUCCAGCGUAUGGACUGUACCUGUACGGAGAGGGCCAGUACGCUCAGGACACUCGCGGACUCAAACUAACCGGGGCCCCUGUUCUUUUCCUACCUGGAAACGCAGGCAGCUACAAACAAGCUCGCUCCCUUGGUUCGGUGGCUCUGAGGAAGGCUGAGGCCCUGGAAGGAGGGGUCCACCUCAACGUGUUCACCAUCGACUUCAACGAGGAGCUUGUGGCCCUGUAUGGAGGCAGCCUGCGCCGGCAGACCCACUUCCUACACGAGAGCAUCAAGGCCAUCCUGCGCCUCUACAAGGACCAUGAAGCCCCCCCUCAUAGUGUGGUGUUGGUGGGUCACUCCAUGGGGGGAGUGGUGGCCCGAGCCCUCUUCACCCUGCCCCGCUUCAGCCCUCGCCUUGUCAGCCUCAUCAUCACCCAGGCCUCCCCUCACCAGGCCCCCGUGCUGUCCCUCGACGCACACCUACUGGAGUUCUACUCUGCUGUGAGACAGCGCUGGGUGGGUCGAGCGGAAGACCUGCGCAACGUGACAGUUCUCUCCGUGGGGGGUGGUUACCGUGACUACCAGGUGCGCUCCGGCCUCACGGCCCUGCCCUGCCCCCAGGACGACCCAAGCAAGUUGUCUCUGGUGGUUACUGCUGUUCCUAGGACCUGGGUGUCCACGGACCACCUGUCCAUUGUUUGGUGCAAAGAGCUGGUUCUGGCCACUGUGCGGGCAUUCUUUGACCUCAUUGAACCUGAAACGGGACAGUUUUCAGACGAUCCAGAGAGGAGAAUGGCCAUUCUGCACCAUCAUUUUAUCAGACACCCUGUACGUGUGCUGGGUGAGCAGCUAGAGACGCCCGUUUCCCUCUCAGGGUCUCCUAAAACGUGGAGCGAGGUGAACACACUCCGUCUGGCGUACAGUGCUCCCAAAGAAGGACAAGCCAAGUAUUUCCUGUUUGCCCUCUCCAGUCGCAGGAGAGCCUACAGUCACUUCUACUGUCGCAGCAACAACCUGUCUCUCCAACAGGAAAUGACGAGCUGGGUUUACGGUUGUACACAGAUGAACGGAUCCAUGUGUGUGCAGGCAGUGGAUCUGUCUUUUGGAACAGAACUUCUCCCAGCUUACAAGGUUCUGACUUUGAGCCUCCGUGAGCUGUCGUCUGUCUCUCACCUCAUUGUGGUCGCCUCCAACCUCAACGGUAGACAGUUCACAGUGGAGUGUGAGUGGCAGAGACAGGAGUCUCAGACCGUCUCUCUGCCAGUACCACACGUUCUCUCCUUCGGCAUGAGUGUUAGUGACGUCACUCUCAACUCCACCGGACUUCGGCACACCAUUGAGCUGCAGCACUUUCAUCAGGUCUAUCAGGCUUUCAGAAUUUCAGUCGUAAGCCACUGCAAAGUAACCAAAGCAGACAGACUGCCCAAUGUCUACAUAAUGAAGGUGCCAUGGUUUAGGGAGGACUCCGUUACCACGUCCAGUAUUCCCUCUGUAACAGAGAUAUCGGGAAUGCUCCACACGAGUCGUCCUGACAACACCACUGGUGUGCUGUUGCAGCUCCACACUGCCCCCAACUGCCACUAUAAGGUAUCUGUGAGAACAUCAUUUCCCAGAGUGCUUGGACAGGUGUUGAGGUUCUGUGGGCCCGUGUUGCCGGUGUACGUGGCUGUAGCGCUCCUACUGGCCUGUGGGGGGCAGAUGUCCUCUGUCGUGAGGAUGGGGCGCCCCCUACAGAUGAGCCAUGCCGUGGCCAGAUCCCUGCAGCCCCACAAGGUGGACCUUCCCGUCUACCUGCUGCAUCUGCUGCUCAGGUAUAGCUGGUUCCAGGAUGGUUGGUCCACUCUUCAUCUCCCGCCGUUAGAUGCUCUCCCCGCCACCUCCCCAGAUGGUACGACACAGGAGGGGUUGCCCCUAAACGAAGACUGGCCACGCCUCCUGUCCCCCCUGCUGUAUGUUUUGGGAGCAGCCAUGGCCUUCUGGGGCAGCGUGCUGCUCCGCCUCUUUCUAAGGCUGCUUUCGUUGCUAUUGGCCCCGCUUCACAGGCCCUCUGUGUCUCGGGACUGCGGCACCCUGUGUAGGCGUACUCAGCUGCUCCUCAUCCUGUGUCUGAGUGUGUUAGGAUGGGCUUCCUGUGGAGCCCUGUCAAUCACAGCCACCUUCCUGCUGCAUCUCUACCGAGUUCUGAGGCUACAGAUGACAGAGAGGUCUCUGAGUCAUAUGCUGAACCUGGCGCCCGAGAAACAAACAGACAAAGACUACGGAACUGGAAACAAAGAGAAAGGCACCGGGGAAGAAGAGAAAGGCACCGGGGAAGAAGAGAAAGGCACCGGGGAAAAAGAGAAAGGCACCGGGGAAAAAGAGAAAGGCACCGGGGAAAAAGAGAAAGGCACCGGGGAAAAAGAGAAAGGCACCGGGGAAAAAGAGAAAGGCACCGGGGAAAAAGAGAAAGGCACCGGGGAAAAAGAGAAAGGCACCGGGGAAAAAGAGAAAGGCACCGGGGAAAAAGAGAAAGGCACCGGGGAAAAAGAGAAAGGCACCGGGGAAAAAGAGAAAGGCACCGGGAACAGUGAUUCCCUGGACAGCAAACCUAAAGAAUGUAACGGCGCCCCCCUGCUGUCGGACUCAGUACUGCAGGAUGUGAGAGAUGACCUGCAGCUGCACAUUAGCCUUUCUGCUCUCCUCACUCUACCAGUCAUGCUCUGUGCCCCAUCACUGAUCCACUGGACCCGCAACUUCAGAUAUUCUGUUGCUCGUUUGGAUCCUGAUCCUUGCUGGCCCCACUCCGUGCCUCUCUUCAUCGCCUCUCUGCUGCUCAUCAACUGUAACACACUCACUCUCAGCUACAGUAAAACCCUGCCUAUCACAUCCCGCCUGCUGUUGCCUCUCUCCGUUGCCAUGGUGACUUUCUCCCCACUCCAUCUAUACCGUGUAAACUACUUUGUGUCUGCAGCCCUAGUUCCGCUGGCUGUUUCCUGUCUCUUCUGAGUUCUGCUGGUACCUGCGCUGUGCCUAUCACUCGGCAGACUCACAGAUCCGGGUCAGGUCCCCAAACUGGUCAAAGCUAGUCUGGCCUGGGAUUGCGCUCCCCUUUCAGGCCCUGGAGGGGGGCGACGAUGGCGACCCUACAGCAGAGCCAUAGACAUACAUAGUUUGCGAAACUGUCCGCCAUGUUGUCUCCAAGUGUUCCAAGCUUUUGGUGCCAACAUGGCUACCGUUGGAAGUCCCAGUCUUAACCAAGUUUGCCUUACUCUGUAUAUAUAUGGCUCUGUCUUCAAGGAGCAUGACGCGAUUACUCCUUCAUUACAAAUGUCACGCCUGAUACUUGUGGUUCUCAACAGGAUAUUGCUCUCCUCGUUUUUUCAUACAACUGUAAUUGAACCUAUUUUAGUACAGUAUAAUUGUGGUAAUAGUGAGUAUGAGGGGAUUUGUCCCGUGUUUAUUGGAUUCUGUUUAUUGGCCCUAAACGUCUUGGCCUGUCUUAUUGGUAACUUUGAUUGAACACGCCUCAUGAAGCUAGCUACUUUUACUCUGUCAUUAGUAAGAUGUCAUAAGCAGUCAAGUGUUGCAAUUAGAGUUGCAAAACUACCUGUAAGUUACCAUUUUUAUAAAAUACGAUUUAAAAAAAAAUCUUUUACAUGCUAUGAAAAUUAUUAACAUCCUUAAACUUUUCAAAAGUCUGGUAGUUUACUGGUCAAUUUUGAAAGUUACCGGUAACCUUCCCUCCCUUUGCAACCUUAGUUACAACGAUGUCAUGCAGCUAGCUGUACUGUACGCAAGACCGUGGCUAACUCGCUUGCUUGGCUAGCUAUUGUAACUGCACAGGACAUGUUCCGUCAUGCUUUUGACAGUGUAAAGAUUUGAAAGGUUUUUACAAGGAAGAGUCGGCUUAAACUCGAUCACACCCUCAAACCUUCUUCAGCUGCUAUCUUGUGUUGCUAUCAUCCUGCGUUUUUGAAAGUGGAGCUCCUAACUACAUAACCUGUUCUUAGCCAAGUAUGGUCAUUUAUUAUGCAGUAUGUGGCCGUAGCUAUGAAUGUUAUUGGUUAGUCUCAAUCUAAAGUGACAUGGGUUCUGACUACGUAGGAUAUCAUGAGGAAUGGAUGACCCUACGCACCAUAGCUUCAUUUAGUUGUGCAAUGUUAUAGGAAGGUUAUAUGGAGUUGGAUGCUAUUCCACGUCAGAUCAGUUAGGGGGACAACUUGACAUUGCAUCUGUGUCGUAACAUAAUUCCUUGAGCAGUUAUUCUGUGCAUCUCUAUGGACGGAGUCCCGGUUGACGUUAUCCAUACUAGAGUAUAUUACAUCUGAUAUUACCUUGCAAACAGGCCUAUCAUGUGACUUUGAUAUGAUGUUACAAGCUGCUGUCUGUUUCUGAUUUAACAAAAUGUCCUCCGCUUGAAGAGCUAGCUUUAAAGGGAUCUUUGGCUUUUUUAUCAAUGUCGUUUAGAGGCCACGGCCCCUAUUAUUUACUAGAAGAGUCGUUACUUACUUGGAAAACAUCAGCACUUGGUAUUUGCCUUAAUCAGUUACCUCACAUUUUUCCAAACUGGACUUUCUAAAGACACAUAUAGCCCCUGCAUGGAAAUACAGUUGACAAACUGACAUCGGCUUAGUCUCAAGGCGAAUGCAUGUAUAAAUGUGUAUUACCCUCAUUGUAGUAAUGAAAACACAGGGUUGUCGAUCUUCAGGAUCAGAUGAAGGAGCCCUAUUGCCACCGAUACAUGGAGGCACCAGAGAUGGUGCCUUCCGACUGUUUCACCCUCUACUGUUUGCUAAUUCAAGGUGGGUGUGUUUGCGUAAAAACCCUAUCAGCCAUAGCGCCACUCCAAUGUACAACACAGUGGGUUGUGUUAGUGGUGUUACUUUGACAAUUGUUUUGUAAGAAUUAACCAAUAGUGUCUGUGUGUUUGUACGUGUACUUUUGAUGCUCACCAGCACCCCUUGACCCCAACUUUGUUGGCAUCCCUUGGACAAAGCAGCUAGUGCCUUUCUGCCGAUUUGCCCCUCCCCCUCCACGCAUUCACUCUCCUAUCUGCCUGUCAAUCAAGACACUUCCCUAGUAUAGGGCAUAAGAUUGUGACGGAGACCAGCAUCCCUGACAAGUGACUAAUCUGGUCACCUGAGUGCAACAGUAGUGAGCAUAGCUCUUGCUUGUAGCUGUCACUUUCAUUUGCAAGACAGAACAGAUUUCAAAUACAGAAUGGUUACAUGGAAUGGAUCAGGUUAUGUUGGUGUAUGUUAAAUGAUUUGACAAAGCCACAAUGGGGUUCUGUCAAGGUAAAGGCAGCUUGGUUCUUGUACAGUGUUACACCUUUUCAAGCUCAACAAGACAGGCUAUGAAUUAAACACCUUUUGUCCGUCCUAGCUAGCUUCAAUUUUAAAGAGACCAAACCCACUCCAGCACAAACACAGUGUGUAUACGACACACUCUCCCCGACGACACCCCUGUGUCACCUGCACUGUGAAUGUACCUGUUUGUUUGUGUGUGCAUAAGUAUGUGAGACUUUAGUGCGGGUGCUUUGUGUGUACUAAACGAUAGUAUGUCAACGUGGUGCAGUUUUAGUGCUUUGAAACGUACGUACUCUGCCUCAUUCCAAAUGUGAAUUGUGACCAGAUUUAUAUAGAUGAACCUUUGUGGUAAAACUAGUAGAAAUGAGCAUAUGUUUUCUAUGAAUAUGCUAGAUUUUUUUUUUUCUCUCUCUCUUUUUUUAAAAUUGGUGUUCACUGUGACCGUGCCGUGAUUUCUGAAGUGAGAUUGACACCUCAGCAACUACUUAUGUUCUAACGUAACCAACCCGAGUGACGCUGUCGCGACGAGCAUAUCUCGAUUUUAAAUAUUUGUUUGUUUAGCGUUUUAUGCUCUUUUGAGAUUAUUUUUAUGUGAUGAAAAGCACUACACAAGUUAAAUCAAUAAUAAUAAUUAUAUGGGAUACUGUUCCUUGAACCCUGAAAUGCCUAAUGUUUGCGUUCAUAGCUGUUAUGAUUGUGAUGUUAGCGGCUUUUCUAUUAUUCAAAUCUGUUAUUGCAACUGUAGGUGGUCGCAACAGUUGUUUUGUUGUUAAAAGCAGACAUAAUUCACGUUAUGAAUGCCUGGAAAUGGACAUGAUCCCGUUAACAGAGUAACGUAGUAGAUGGCGGCUGCUUGUGGAACGAUUAUACCAAGGAUGUAGCUGAUGAUUUUAAGGAAAGUGUCUCCAAAUUGUACAUAUUGUGUGUCCAAUGAAGUGAAUUGCUGUUGCUUUGUGCUGUUGUAGCUUUCCUGUUGCAACUCGGAUACUAGACAGACUUCAACUCCACAGCGCCCCCCCCCCCCCCAGUACUUUCUUCUUUGAUUCACGUCCAAUGACAGAAUACUUACAUGUAAAUGUCCCAACAUACAUAUUCAACUAGAGUGGUGGAUUUAGUUCAGCAACUGCAAAGUCCAGAUGAAUGGUAAAAAUAGUUUGGGUCUCCACUUGCUUUUUGAUGUUCUGUUGACUAUAGGGAAGUGAACAUCCAGUUAAGUGUUACCAAACUGUCGGUCUCACGCUGAUAGUCAUGCUGUCGAUGCGGUCUCUUGCUGUUUCUGUCCCAGGUGACUUUAAACCUAUAACCUCCUAUCUCUUAUCUGGUCCUCGUUGUGUGAAGAUGGUCUCUUGCUGACCUUUGCUGAACAGGAAAUGUUCCAGAAAUUAAAUUGGACCCCAAAAAGACCUUGCCUGAGUGAAUGUUUGGAGUCUGUUUCUACAGUUAGGUUAUAGGUCAAGUGACAAGGACCGGCAUACUCAAUUCUCAGGUUUUAGCAUUGUCGCAACAAAAAAAGAGAUUGCUUUGGUGUUUUUUUUAUAUUGUAAAAAUUUUUUUUAUCUAAUAUUAUUAUAACUGAGAUUUGUGCAAUUUGUUAGCAUUAUUGCUGUUCAAAUAAAGUUGUGAGAAGAAAUGGCAA